GGCACGGCCCCGGUGUGUAGCCCUAGAGCAUGACAUGGCGUGGGGCACGGCCCCGGUGUGUAGCCCUAGAGUGGGGCACAGCACUGUGCGCAGCCCUGGGGCAUGGCGUGGCGUGGGGCACAGUAUCACGCGCAGCCACGGGGCAGGGCACAGCGUGGGGCACGGCACGGCAUGGGGCACGGUGUGGGGCACGGCACGGCGUGGGGCACAGCCCCUGUGUGUAGCCUUAGAGUGCGGCACAGCAUGGGGCACAGUGUGGGGCACGGCAUGGGGCAUGGCACAGUGUGAGGCACAGCGUGGGGCACAGCCCCCGUGUGUAGCCUUAGAGUGGGGCACAGCAUGGGGCACAGCCCCGGUCCACAGCACAGCGUGGGGCAUGGCAUGGUGUGGGGCACAGCCUGUGGGGAAAAGCCCACCCUCCGUGUCCCCCCCCAGGUCGCACCGAUCCAGCUGGGCGCUGCCACGCAGCCAUGCUGCUCAUUCCCACUCUAGCCACGCACAGCAUGCUGCCCUCAGAAAUGGGGCCUGUCCCCUGCACCCCCCCAGCCCCGCUACGGUGUGGGGCACCGGCUGCUCGGGCCUGGCAGCCCCUGCUGCCCCACAGAGCCCCCCCGACUGUGGGUCCCUUUCACCCAGACGGGCCCCAGCCCGCCAUGCACACUCAGCACUUUUCCAGCCCCGGCUAUUUAAAGCCGGCCAAGUGCCGGGCGGCCCUUUCCCUCCCCCAGCACCGCCGAGCUGAACUUUGGUGGACUUUCCUCCCCGCGGCGGCACGGCCAUGAGCACCCGGCUGACAGCGGGGCCCAUCUUUGCCGAGGGCGAGGAUUGCCGGGCGGCCUGGCGGGAUGCGGCGGCCGGCUACGAUGCGCCGGACGCCCACCUGGAAAUCCUGGGGAAGCCGGUGAUGGAGCGCUGGGAGACCCCCUACAUGCACUCGCUGGCGGCCGUGGCCGCGUCGAGGGGUGGCCGCGUGCUGGAGGUGGGCUUCGGCAUGGCCAUCGCCGCCACCAAGGUGGAGGAAUUUGACAUCGAGGAGCACUGGAUCGUGGAGUGCAACGAGGGGGUUUUCCGGCGGCUGGAGGAAUGGGCCAGGAUGCAGCCGCACAAGGUCGUGGCCCUGAAGGGGCUGUGGGAGGACGUGGUGCCGACGCUGCCCGACGGGCACUUCAGGGGGAUCCUGUACGACACCUACCCGCUGUCGGAGGAGACCUGGCACACGCACCAGUUCAACUUUAUCAAGGACCAUGCCUUCCGCUUGCUGCAGCCUGGCGGGGUCCUCACCUACUGCAACCUGACCUCCUGGGGGGAGCUGCUGAAGACUGAGUACACCGACAUCGAGAAGAUGUUUGAGGAGACCCAGGUGGGGCACUUGGUAGAAGCCGGGUUCAAGAAGGAGAAUAUCAGCACGAGGGUGAUGGACCUGGUCCCCCCCAAGGGCUGCAGGUACUACUCUUUCCCCAAGAUGAUCACACCCACCAUCAUUAAGCACUGAGGGUGCCCAGCCCCAGGUGAGGAGAGGCUGAUUACAUGUGCCCAGAGAAGAAAAGCUCUUAUCUCCUCCAAUGCUAACGAGGGAAGAUUGAAGCUGAUUUAUCUGGAGGUGGGAGAUGGCUGGAGGCUUGGGAUGGAAGUCCUGGGUCUCCAGGGGACCUCCUGGACAAAAGGACUCACUCCCUGCCCCACAGCAGAUGUCACCAAGCCCUGGAGGGCUCUGCUGGGCUCCAAGGAGGAAGUUUCCACUCAAGACUUGCCCUUGUCUCCAAAUACCUCAAUUAUGCUGCAAUUCAAGAGCAGAGUGUGGCUCAGAGCCUUUAGCCAGAGGGGUUCAAGGAUGAGCCAUUUCCUCUAAAAACUGGAUCAUUUUUAGAAAUCACAGGGGUGCUUUCCACAGGAGUCAAAUAACCUAAACCAGGUGGGAGCAAUGGGGAAGAUGGCAAAGUUGGGAGCAUUUCAGCCGCUCCUGGAGCAACGCCCCAGCGAAGCUUCCAGAUACUUCUGGCUAAAGCCCAUCGUAGCAAGUUCUGAUCCCGACACCCCCCUUACAGUUCAACAGCACAUAAAUGAUGCUUCUUCUCUCUACCCAGAAGGGAUAAAAUCCAUUAAAAAGGAAUGAAAUACA
Messenger RNA from Tyto alba (common barn owl), 2119 nucleotides. RefSeq names its product guanidinoacetate N-methyltransferase (gene GAMT). The transcript is spliced from 6 exons. Gene Ontology annotation, cellular component: nucleus; cytoplasm. Gene Ontology annotation, molecular function: guanidinoacetate N-methyltransferase activity. The record is from RefSeq and is a predicted model, not a curated record. The coding region runs from base 779 to 1492 and encodes 237 amino acids. Lineage: Eukaryota; Metazoa; Chordata; Aves; Strigiformes; Tytonidae. Gene Ontology annotation, biological process: creatine biosynthetic process.